AUGGGCCGUCAGUGCGGGGCCCCGGGGCGCGGCCCGGGGGAGAAGGGCGCCGCCACCGCCCCUGCCGCCAGCGGCCCGCCAGGCUCCGCCGCGAGGCCCGAGGGGCGGAGCCGACUGCGCACGCCCGCCUCGCCCCACCCGCGCCUGCCACUCACGCUCCAGGCCCCGCCCACAUCCCCCUACACCUGGGCCCGCCCACCCGCGGACCACUUUCUUGGUUGGUUCGAGGGGCGGGGCCAGCAGGUGCACCGGCCCCCUAGCCAUCCCCCUCGCCCAGUCCCAAGACUCGCCACCUCGCCCCCAACCAUCCCCCCAUCCCAGCUGCUCCCAGAGCUGGGCCCCAAAGGCGCAACUACUCCCACGAGGCUUCUUGGCUCCGUCACACCACCCACACGACCCAGUGCCACGGCAAGACAUCCAAUCUCUGUGAGACGAGAUCCCAGCAACCCCACCUAUGGACUCCGACAGUCUAUCUUACUGAACACCAGGCUUCAGGACUGCUAUGUGGACUCGCCAGCUCUCACCAACAUCUGGACAACCAGAACGUGUGCAAAGCAGAACACCAAUGCUCCCAUACCAGGUACCACCUCUUCUUGGGAAGUUGUAAAGAACCCAUUAAUUGCCAGUUCCUUCUCCCUGGUUAAACUGUUGCUCAGGCGACAACUGAAGGAGAAAUGCUGCCCAGUACCACGCAAGUUUGGAGAUGCGAAACCCUCAAAGAGAUUAAAGCCCAAGGACGAUUCAGCAACAAAAGCCGCCCAGCAGGGCUGGAUAAGAAACUCCAUCAGUUCCAAGAGCAAGCGGCCAGUGGGGCCGUGGCCAGGCUCACCCAGGCACAGGAGGCCUGCAGGAGGCAUCAACGAGAGUAAAGAAAGUUCAAAGGAGAAAAAAGUAACACUCUGCCAAGAUCUUGAGAGCAGAUAUGCUGAACAUGUGGCUGCCACCCAAGUGCUACCCCGGGACAUUGGGACAGUGUCCUGGAAGGGCCGAGCCUCACUUCCGGAAACCAGGAAGAGACAGCAGUUGUCGGAGGACGCAUUCACCAUCCAUGGCCUCCACACAGAAGGCCACCGGACUCUGCACCACACGGUGGUGGAGCCAAUGCUGUGGAAUCCUUCGGGGACCCCCGAGAGGUCCAGUUUGGAGCUGGGCAAGACCAUCAAGAAAAAGCCCUGGGAGGCUCUUUGCAGCCAGGCUGCCACCCCUGAAGGUGCUCAGAAGGACCCACUGCCAGGCAGGAAGAGGCCGGAGGUCCACGAGGAGGCUGCUCCCAAGAAAUGGCCCAAGUUAAGGAGCGAGAAAUAG
Eubalaena glacialis (North Atlantic right whale) is the source of this 1305-nucleotide messenger RNA. It is a transcript of the gene C15H22orf31, whose product is annotated as chromosome 15 C22orf31 homolog. Bases 1 to 1305 code for a protein of 434 amino acids. The record is from RefSeq and is a predicted model, not a curated record. NCBI's taxonomy places the organism in Eukaryota, Metazoa, Chordata, Mammalia, Artiodactyla, Balaenidae. The transcript is spliced from 5 exons.